Manis javanica (Malayan pangolin) is the source of this 559-nucleotide messenger RNA. Its product is annotated as serine protease inhibitor Kazal-type 6-like. The record is from RefSeq and is a predicted model, not a curated record. Lineage: Eukaryota; Metazoa; Chordata; Mammalia; Pholidota; Manidae. Gene Ontology annotation, molecular function: protein binding.
GUGUGGUUCAGUGCUCUGGGAAGUGUCUGGACAGAGAAUCAGAGCUGGACAAGGCAGCCUUGAUCUGAGUGAGCUAACUGGCGCCAUGAAAAUAUCAGGUGUCUCUCUGCUCCUCUCUCUGGCUCUUUUCUGCUUUCUCUCAGGUGUCUUCAGUCAAGGAGGACAGGACAAAAGAGGCUGGAUCACAAGAUCAGAGGGCCAAUUGCCAAGAAAAGGUAUCUUAAGGAGGUGUCUCUUUCAUGUUGACUGCAGCAAGUUCCAGGACCCUAACGUGUUCUGCACUCGAGAAUCGAAUCCCCACUGUGGCUCUGAUGGCCAGACAUAUGGCAACAGAUGUGCCUUCUGUAAGGCGGUGGUGAAAAGCGGUGGGAAGAUCAGCCUAAAGCAUUAUGGAAAAUGCUGAAUUAGAGCCCGUGUUUUGUGCUGACUUGCCAUGUCUCUCAUCCUUCUUUUCUUGUUUCUGCUUUUACUUUUCUCUUGCAGAUCUCUUAAAUUUAUAAAGACAUCUUCUACUCUGGGUCUUGGGCAGUUCACUAUAUAUUUCCCUUGAUUCAUUUGU